UUUGGUUCCGGUGGCCGUCGCUGGAUUGCGUGCGUAGCUGUACACAAGGGUGAGUGCGCGGAGAACUUCUUCCACCUCCCGCGUCGCCUCCUCAUUCCUCCAUUUUCUGUCGAUUUCCUUCGUGGAUUCCCAAGAAUCGAAUCCUUCUGAUUUCUCAUCGCGGUACUGUCGGCUUCACGAAUGAUGUUUUCUCCGAAUCCCUCUCAUUCCUGAACAAAAGCAUCGGUUUUGCCCUUUCAUGUUAACCCUUGUGCCGAAUUCGCCUCUGGGUCAGACUGUUUUGGGCUCCUCUUAUUUGUUUAGGCGACGAGGAGUUGAAGUUGUGUUGUUCUUGGAUUUGGUUUCGCUGAUGUUCGAAGAAGAUUAUAGCUUGGUGAAUUUCUUGCGUUCUUCCCGGCCGAUAGAUCAAGAUCUCGAGCUCUUGUUGCCUUGGUGGGUGGAUUGAGUUCCAGAAAAGGGUGUUGUGGAUUUAGAUGGAUGUGCGUGGAGUGGACGCUGAUAUCUGCGAUGGAAUCAAGCCGUCAGCUGUUCCGGAUACUAAGGACGAGGGACUUUCUGAUGAGGAGGGGGAGGACAGGGAGACGGACUCUCUUCUAACGUCAUCGUCUGUGAAUGGAGGCUUAGAAGGAAAGCAGCAGAAGAGUUCGAGGAGGAAAGUCCAGUGGAAUGAUCGCAAUGGCAACAAGCUCGUCGAAGUGCUGGAAUUCGAGCCAAGUGAUUCAAGCGACUCAGAGGAUGACUCCAGCAACAAUAUCUCGACUAUGGAGAAGCUGAUUACUUGUUGCUUUCGAUUGUGCUAUUGCCUGGGUUCCUGAUGGUCUCACUCAUGAAGUAAUAGCAUCAUUCUUCUCAAGGUGAUUCCUUUUGUAUUCCUACAUGGAAGAUUCUUAAGUUAAGAGCCCUUUUGUCAUCACAUUCAUAUUAAUUGGUGAUUUGAAUUUAUCA
This is a messenger RNA of Musa acuminata subsp. malaccensis (wild Malaysian banana), 945 nucleotides long. RefSeq lists its product as uncharacterized. The record is from RefSeq and is a predicted model, not a curated record. NCBI's taxonomy places the organism in Eukaryota, Viridiplantae, Streptophyta, Magnoliopsida, Zingiberales, Musaceae.